Messenger RNA from Theileria parva strain Muguga, 2469 nucleotides. It is a transcript of the gene CEP76, whose product is annotated as C2 domain protein. Lineage: Eukaryota; Apicomplexa; Aconoidasida; Piroplasmida; Theileriidae. The record is from RefSeq and is a predicted model, not a curated record. The coding region runs from base 1 to 2469 and encodes 822 amino acids. The transcript has 2 exons.
AUGGAGAUUUCCUACGCUGACUUGAAGGAUUGUUUCGUUAAAAUUGAUUUAUGGAAGAAACACAGACUCAGCUUAAACACACUCCACGCUACCAGAUUCUUAACAUUUCAAGAUGUUAUAGAAAGCAAGUCAAAUCUUACGCUGUCGUUGGAAAUCCCAGUCCCUAAAAAUGUGAAUGAAACCGAGGGUAACUCCGUUGUCACAGAGGAUACUGAGAGAAAAAUACCACUCCAUAAACUAAAUGUAGUAAUGCUCUUGGAGGAAAUCUUUGAUUUCACGUUUAGGUUUAUGAACUGGUCCUUCACUCCAUCAGCGCAUCUCCCAGCGCAUUUAAAAAACGCGCCUAAAAAUAUAAAAGUCUCAGUUAUCAGAGAGAUUGGAAAGGGCUGGGACAGUAAGUGGGCUAACAUUUCCAACGACGACUACUGGCCUUCGGCCGGUGAUUUUAAGUACAGAGGCACCAUCCGACACAUGAAAAUUUCAUACUUUCAAGUUAAAGUUUAUUGUAUCAGCAGGAAGUUUUGGAGGAGAACCACGACACUGCUUGGGACUUGUGUUAUCUCACUCAGGUCAGUGAGGGAUUAUCCCCUGGUAAGAGGAGCAGUUAAAAAACUAGCCCAAGGCGCUGAUCAAAUGCAAAGUGGGAUAAUCCAGGGAAAUGUGGAAUGUUACAUGAGCAGUGUGGACAUGAACGAGUACGACGUGAAUCAAAAUAGACCCGCGCAGCCCAUCUCAGGAUCCUCACUCCUGACACAUUUAGACAAAAGUUACAGAUACUUAGUCAUAAGGAUUGUCAGAUGUGAAUCUUUGCCCUCGACUAAUACUGACACUAAUUCCUCAGAUCCCAUGGUUAAGGUCAGAUGGGACGGGAUUGUCAAUUGUACACCCACCCUGGAGUCCACUACCGGCCCAGUGUAUAAUCAUAAUAUGUACUUCCCAAUCCAUUUAGUAGACGAAGCUGAGACGAGAAACCCGCACCUUAUCUUAAACUUCUUACCGGUGGAUUUGUUAUCCAAGGGUCCUGUGGUCAUGGAGGUCUGGGACGGCGAUGACACUUCUACUGAAUUUCUAGGCGGUGUGGAAAUUCCACUAUCGCGCCUAUUCCUAAACGGGACAGAGACUAAAAAAACCCUAGUGGAUGGGAUUUACAAUGAAGGCUCGAAACACGGCUUAGGUGACGAGGAAACUCAUGAGGCUGGUGAGCCAGUGUUAUACUCUGGAUUUUCCAACGAUGUUAACGUGGAACAUGAGACUCUUGUGUAUAGAGAUACUCUCACGUUAACAGGGUUUACAGUGCCGCACAGAGGCUCUAAACCUACAAUUACCUUUGAAAUGUACAUUCUCCCGCCAAUGCCCAGGGGCCUAACAUUCCCAAAUGAUCAAAAGAGACAAGUUAAAUCCGACACUUGCAGAGACUUAGCCAGACGCUGGGAUCGGGAAUUUGAAACCUGGCAGAAAAUGUAUAAAGAUCAGACUUUAUCAACAUUUCCCUAUAGACGGUUUUUAACCACGACAAACGCACUUAAAAUGGAAAUCUCAGGCUCGGAAGUUCCGCUUUCAUGUUUUGUCACGCCGAUACAAGUGCCGUCUCAGUUAUCAAGGCCUGGAAUGCUCUUGCACUGGAUUUCAAAUUUUGCGCUUAAAGAUGACUCAGUAGACACUGUGGGAGAGCUAAGGAAAAUUGAUAACUGGCAAACUCCUUCCAGAUUCCUAACUACGAGAAAGGGCGGCCUUCAUGACAGGGCCAUUUUACUCUGCAGUUGUCUGCUGGGGAUUAAUUUUGACGCGUACGUCUGCAAGGGCACAAUUAAAAACGGAACUGUUGAACACUGCUGGGUCAUGACCAGGCACUCAGAUUCCACAGUCUCAUUUUGGGAAACUGGAAAUAAGAAAAUCUGGCACCUUCCCAAGCGCUGGCGAGUGCCCAAGGAAGACUCCGACGGCUUUGAAGAUUUAAAUCCAAACUUAGUUCCUUUGGAUAACUAUCAAAACAUUCCCUUUGAACCGGUUAAUUUGCAGCAGCUUCAAGAGACAAAUAAAACUCACGGGCUCACAAAGUAUGAAAUGUACGGAAACGACUACGUACCUGACCAGAGAGUUGAUUUAGACGCGCUACUCCACAAACAUGACAAAGUUAACUUUGACACCGCGCUAAGAGAUCAACUAACCAAAACUAUACUUGACAAUCCCGAAACCAAACAAAAAUUCGCCAAAACACUCAAACAACUUAAACCCAAACAGGAGUUGAUGGUGCCGUCUGAGACGUUGGUUCACUUGCCGUAUUCGUCGAUUGAGACGGUGUUUAACAACAGGCAGGUUUGGGGGAAUAGGCAGAACCAUCACCCGUCAUGUAUUUUAUACGAUUUGGAAGAUGAACAGCAGUGGAAACCGUUCCUCAAAGCACCCCUAGAAGAUGAAUUAACCCAAUACCUACAAAUCACACCACCACCAACUCUCCACAAAUGGUAA